Molecule: messenger RNA, 1278 nt
Organism: Parasteatoda tepidariorum (common house spider)
Lineage: Eukaryota; Metazoa; Arthropoda; Arachnida; Araneae; Theridiidae
Source: RefSeq, a predicted model, not a curated record
UCCAUUAAAAUUUUAGAUUUGUUGAGAAUAAAUGAGUGAAUUCAACCAAAGUAGAGUAUAAAACGAAAAACUUCUCCUGAUAAAAUUACUCUCUAAAAUAUUUUUAUUUAUCGGAUACCAAACAAAAUGGUUGAGGAAUUGAAAAAAGAAAUGCGCAAAAUUGAAAAUCUCGUAGGCUGUAAAAUGAAAUUGGAUGUUACUUCAAAAGCUUCGACAGAUGAAUUAAUAAGAGCUCUGCUUUCCAAAUAUAAAGGUGAUCUAUCAGAUACGCUACGCCUCCACCGUUUAGAAUUAUUCUAUGAUUUAGAAAAUGCUCGCAAAAAAGAACAGAGGUCCGUAGAAGUCGAAGAACAGUUUGUCAUGUUUAAGAAAGUUAAUAAAACGAAGGAGUCAGAAGUUGAUGAAGAAGAAGAAGAAGCAGAAGAAGAAGAGCGUUUAGGGAAGAAAAACGAACACCUUCGACAGAAGGAUGUUGUGUCGAUCAGAGCUGGUGAAAUCGAUAACUGGAAAGAUUUGAUGGAGCUUUCAAAAGCGUAUUAUGUUUUGGAACAUCCAAAUUCUCAAAGUCUCACGUGGAAACGAAGAGUCACUAAGAAGAAUUACAUUGAUAAAUUUAGUGAUAAAGAUUUAAUUGAAUGGAGAGUAUCGCAACGGUUCCGAUUAAAAAGUUUAGAAGAAUGGGAUAGAAGCAGGGAGGAAGAAAGAAAACUGGCCUCCAAGUCUUCUUACAAUCUUGAUGGUUUGUUAGAUGAUCAAGAAAGUAGGGAUUUGGAAGACAUGUUUCAUAUUUUGGAGAGUAAAAAGCAGAAGAAACCUAAAAUGACUAAAUUACGAAAAAUCUUAAUGUCAGAAAGACCUUUUAAAUUUAAAGAUGAAAGUCUUGAAGACUGGACUGAAAGUUAUUCUGAAGAUAGUGAGGGGCCAGGAGCAGAUGAAAUUGAAGAAGACGCUCUUGAUAUGAGUGAGAAAGAAGAUUUUCAGGUUGGUGAGAUUGCUGAAAUUUCUAAAGAAUCUGAAUUUGAUGAAGAAUCUACUAUAUCCGAAAUAUUUUCUUCAUAUGAAGAAUUUCAUCCUUAUAAGAAUCCUGAUAUUGAAGAUGACUUGAAAGUCGAAACGAAGAAAUGGAAAAUUAAGAUCCCAAUUUCCAAUUAGCAAAGUCAAUAGGCAAUGUAAAAAUUUAGGGAAAGAUAUGAUAUUUCAAGACUAAUCUGAAUAUACCUAAAAUAUGGGUAAACAUUCUUACUUUUACGAAUAGUAAAGCUCUAUAUUUAACUUGCA